Molecule: messenger RNA, 1499 nt
Organism: Prosopis cineraria
Lineage: Eukaryota; Viridiplantae; Streptophyta; Magnoliopsida; Fabales; Fabaceae
Product: WAT1-related protein At4g08290-like
Exons: 7
Coding region: 23-1054 (343 amino acids)
Cellular component (GO): plasma membrane
Molecular function (GO): transmembrane transporter activity
Source: RefSeq, a predicted model, not a curated record
UAUAGCUUCUCAUUUUAAAGAAAUGUCUCACAGAGAGAAGGCAUUUUGGGUGAUCUAUAAAAAAUACAGGCCUCACCUUCUCAUGGUUCUGGUUGAGGUGGCUGUCACACUUCUCUAUUUCCUGAUAGAGGCUUCUUUCAACAAGGUGAUGAACCUUCAAGUCUUCGUAACCUACCGGCAUGCUCUUGGUGGUAUUAUAGUGCUUCCUUUCGCAUAUGUUCUUGAGAGAAAAGCUAGGCCAAAGCUGACGAUGGCAAUGUUCAUGGAGCUAUUUUUGCUUUCCCUUUUGGGGUUCAGCCUCACCCUAAACAUGUAUUUUGCAAGUUUGAAGUGCACCUCUCCUUCAUUUGUCACAUCAAUGGUUAACACAAUAUCAGCUCUAACAUUUAUAAUUGCAGUUGCACUCAGAUUAGAGGCUGUUGAUGUUAAGAACCCUCGUGGAGUAGCUAAGAUCCUUGGAACUCUUCUGUCAUUGGCUGGAGCUUUGACUAUGACUUUGUACAAAGGACAUGCUAUUCCGAACUUGAAGGGUGCUCCAAUCCUAAUCAGAGGCCAAUCUGGUCAUACUAAUUGGAUUAAAGGAUCAAUUCUGACUGUUGCAAGUUGCAUAUCAUGGUCAGUAUUCUACUUAAUGCAGUCUAUAACAGUGAAGAAAUAUCCAGCUAAGCUUUCGCUCACGGCAUGGAUAAAUUGUAUCGGUGCAGUACAAUCAGCAGCUUUUACUUUGAUCGUUGAACAUAAACUCAAUGUCUGGUUCAUUACAUCCAGUAUUGAACUCUGGUGCGUCUUAUAUGCUGGAGUAAUAAGUUGUAGUUUGUGCAUUUUCAUUCAGUUCUGGACAACGGACCAAAAGGGACCUGUCUUCGUGAGCAUGUUCAAUCCUCUUGGGACAGUCUUGGUGUCAAUCCUAGCGUAUUUUGUCAUGGGGGAACAGCUUCACUUGGGCAGUAUACUUGGAGGAGUCAUAGUUGUGAUCGGACUAUACUUGCUUUUGUGGGGAAAAGAAAGUGAUCAAGAUUACAAAUCACGGCAACUAUCAAGUUUCAACAUAUAAGCAAGAGGAAAGCAGGACACAGAUAGUGACUUCAACGCAGGCAGAAAAGUUGUGCUCUGAAUAAGGUACAGUCGUGAAAGAUGGGAUUUUAUGACACGGAAGUGAUGAAUUGUGUGCAAGUUAAAAGGUUUCUUGCAAUGAUGGCAAAAUUGCAAUAGCAUAUCGCAGAUGCACUAAGAAGCAAAUAAAGAAGGAUAUGACUCCUACGAUGUAUUUCAUGAUAUACACUCCAAAAUGGCAGAGCCGGUCUACUGUGAAUUUUUCUCAUCUAUCCAAUAAUGCCAAAUAAAUAAACAUUUACAAGCAGCCCUAAACAAUAGGAUAUUUGUACAUCGCUUGUAUUAAUAAACAUGAAAUGAUAAUUCAAAACUUUGUCAUCUUCUAGCUCACUUUGCUUCUGCAAGCUGUGAUCGUAUGGUCUCAGGGUUCUGCAUUUUAUUUAUGC